AGUAAACUGUUAUAUUAAGAAUGAUGAUAAUACAAGAAAUUUCUUAGAAACUAUUAUCAGGGUUUAUUCCGUUUCAAAACCAUUAUGAAUGUUCAACCAUCCGGAACCGCAUCGUAUAUAUUGUACACACUAUUUCAAAUUGACCGCUAUGCAAUAUCAACUCUAACCUAACUUUAGAGUUGUGUGUUAGAGCUUGUAAAGAGCUUUCGUAACAUAAUUGUUUCUAGCAGUUGUUGAUAGUAGUCCAGUAUUUUAAAAUUUUCUUAAACUAUGUACAAUGUGAAUAAAAUACGCAAAUGGAAGCAAAAAUAAUGGAAAUAGAGAUAGAUGAUCGAUACAUUGACGAAAUUACCGAACUUGAAGACGACGAUGAUUCUAUUUCAAGAGAAAAAGCCAUUCAAGAAUCGGGUGUCAUUUCAUCAAUAUCUGAAGAUGUUCCAGCUGAUGAAAAACAAGGAAAAACAAAUAAUACACACGUACCUGAAAAUGUUUGCAAUGAAGAACUGAGGCAUUUUGAUGUGCUUGAUGAUUUAGAGCAACACAACAAUCAAGAUGAAUCAGAUUCUGAAGGUGGUUCAAAUGAUAGCAUGGAAUUUGAUAUUCCAGAUGAUGAGAUUGAAGCUAUGCUGGAAGAAGGUUUACCUGAGGAAUUCAAAAAAAAGCGCAGAAAGAAUGAUUUACUUUACGAAGAAAAAGAAAAGCUUGUCCUGGAUGAAAUUGGUCAUAACCAUUUUGAUGUUUUACCAGAGGGUUGGGUGCAGGUAACACACAACAGUGGUAUGCCUUUAUAUUUGCACAGACAAAGUAGAGUGUGCACGCUAUCAAAGCCAUAUUUUCUUGGACCAGGAAGUGUCAGAAAACAUGAAGUACCAGUAAGCUCCAUACCUUGCUUGCAAUAUAAAAGAGCAUUGAAAGAAGAAGAGCAAGAGAAAGAAAGAGAAAAAGAACGUAUACAAGAAGCAAUAAAUAAUAGUUUGCCUAAUGCUAAAAUUGAAACUAUCCAGGAAAAUAGAGCAACCCAAUCUCUUGAUGGACUAAAUCUUAGAAACUAUUGCCAGUCUGUAUUUCGUUUCAAAUCUAUUAAAGUUAUGAGAUUCAAGUCUUGGUCUCAGAGAAGAAAAUUUACAAAAAAUAAAAAACAACGUAAACAACUUGAACGCCCUACACUGCCAGAUGGUACUAAAUUGAUUACUUUUCCAGUUGGAAAUAACACAGCAGGUAAUAGUUCAACAUUAGAUGAUGACACAACUUUCCGACCACCGAAACAUUGGAUUAUGAAUCCUUCUGGCAAAAGUUAUGUUUGUAUUCUACAUGAAUAUGUGCAGCAUGCAUUGAAAAAGCAACCUACUUAUUUAUUUAAAGAAUUAGAAAAUCCUGCUACACCAUACUCAGCAGUGGUGUGUAUAAAUGAUGUUCAGUAUGGCUCGGGAUUUGGUAGCAGCAAGAAACAAGCUAAAGCUGAUGCUGCCAAAAAAACUUUAGAAACUUUGAUACCACAAAUGAGAGAUAAAAUUUCUGAAGAAACUGAUACAGAAAGUAAUUCAGUUAAUUCUAGUCAAUGUGUGAAAGCUUCUAAAGUUAAUUCAGAUGCAGAUUUGUCUUUUUUUGAUGAGAUUUCUAUUAAUGAUCCAAGAGUAGCUGACUUUUGUGCUAAAACUACAGAACCUUUACCCCACGCAGUACUAAUUACAUGCUUGCAGAGAAACUUUGGCCUUGGAGAUAUGCAUAUUAAAUAUUCUGUCAAUACAUUAAAGCAUCAACGUAAUGAAUUUACGAUGAGGGUAGGAAAACAUGAGGCUACAGUUAUCUGUAGAAAUAAGAAAGAUGGUAAACAAAGAGCUGCUCAAGCAAUACUGCAACUUAUUCAUCCUCACAUUCAUUCCUGGGGCUCUUUAUUAAGACUUUAUGGGUCUGGCAGUGUGAAAUCUUUCAAGGAGAAAAAACAAUUGGAGCAGGAAAUCACAUUACUGCAAGGUAGAGCUGCAAUUAAUCAACCGAAUCAUGCAAUAUUGGAAAAAUUGAGACAAGAAAUGAGAAAACUAUCAGAACAAAGGCAGGCUGUGAAACCUAUUGGGAAAUUUGUACCACCAGAUUUACCAACUGGAUCUUCAUCUAAUUUAGAUAAUGUAGAUUUAUGAUAACUGGUUAAACAAAGAGAUUCUAUAAAAGCUCCAAAAACAGUAUGAUCAUGCUAACAGGAUAUUAAAUAUAAAUAUUUACUAACAUGCGCAGUAAAAGUAAUUUUAGAUAUAUUAAAAUUUUUCAUUUAAUGUAAUUGUAUUUACUGUAAUCAUAAAAUCAAAAUAUGAUCAAAUUUGAGCAACUUUCAUAAUUAUAUUUAAGUUCGAUGGCUAUGUGUUAUUACUUUUACAUGUUUCUUAUUAAUAAUUAUUGUAAACUGUAUCCUAAAUUGUAAGCAGCUAUGAUUAUGUUAUUGUAAAUUAAUCAAAUUUUAAUCAAGUUCAUAUA
This is a messenger RNA of Phymastichus coffea, 2469 nucleotides long. Its product is annotated as microprocessor complex subunit DGCR8-like. Gene Ontology annotation, molecular function: heme binding; primary miRNA binding; double-stranded RNA binding. Gene Ontology annotation, cellular component: microprocessor complex. The coding region runs from base 297 to 2138 and encodes 613 amino acids. Gene Ontology annotation, biological process: primary miRNA processing. The transcript has 2 exons. NCBI's taxonomy places the organism in Eukaryota, Metazoa, Arthropoda, Insecta, Hymenoptera, Eulophidae. The record is from RefSeq and is a predicted model, not a curated record.